AGGGGACUCGCCGGAGUCUUUGAACUUCUCUGUUGGAAAUGAUCCUAACACAAGGCUGGAGGGAAGAGGUAAUAAGUGCAGCAGGUAGGACCAGGGCCCGUCACCGCUUCCCUGAGCGUUGCCACAUCUCUCCCAGGAUGUCCACCUAAUACAAGUAGCGGGUUCUUCUAGCUCUUGUUUCCACUUCGGUAUUCGUCCGUGUUUUAAAAACGUCUGGUUGGCUGUGACUUCUGCAUUCCAGGGUGGGCCGCAGCAGCAUGGCGUCUGUGCUGGUGCGGAAGGUGCUGGUGUCAGCCCUGAGCCCGCUGCCCCGGCUGAGCCCGCACCUGGCGAUGCCCCGAGCGCUCUCCACUCUCCUGCCUGGACCCUUUCGCGCUGCCGGUGCCACUGGUACGAAGUUCACGGUGUGGGGGCUCAUGGGCCCCGUGCCCCUGCCCGGCCCCCUGCUGCCAGGCCUGCAGCCUGCCCUGGGGUUCAAGACCAAGGGUGUCAUCAAGGAGCGCUGCCGGGACUGUUACCGCGUGAAGAGGCGAGGGCGCUGGUACAUCUACUGCAAGACCAACCCGAAGCACAAGCAGCGACAGAUGUAGUUCCGGUCGCUAAAAUAACGUGCAAAGUUGCAUCACUUCUUGGAAAAAUGGUACCACCUACUGAAAGAAAAAUAAAAUUUACACACGCGGCCUAA
Molecule: messenger RNA, 685 nt
Organism: Canis lupus familiaris (dog)
Lineage: Eukaryota; Metazoa; Chordata; Mammalia; Carnivora; Canidae
Gene: MRPL36
Product: mitochondrial ribosomal protein L36
Exons: 2
Coding region: 258-590 (110 amino acids)
Biological process (GO): translation; ribosome biogenesis
Cellular component (GO): mitochondrial large ribosomal subunit; ribosome
Molecular function (GO): structural constituent of ribosome
Source: RefSeq, a predicted model, not a curated record